AUGCUGCUCGAUCUCGCGAUCGCCGUGGCCAUCACGGUGGUGAGUAAGGUCUUCAUCGACGCGGGCGCCAACGACGGGGAGACCACGCUGCGCUUCUACGACGGCUCGCGGAGUGACCGCGCGGAUUUCUCGGCAUUCAUGUUUGAGGUCAACCCCAAGCUCCUCCCGAAGGUCAACCAGGUGCGGCAGCAGUUGGCAGCGGGCGGCGUAGUCGCAUACGUCAAGACAGAGGCUGUUUGGAUCGCCAAUGGCAGCAUGGAGCUCCAGACCGACACCCGGGAGGUGGCCACUGGCUCGUCCUUGUUCACCUCUUCCCCGUAUGCGAAAGGGCCGGCGCUGCAGGUGCCAACGAUCGACCUCAGCACAUGGUUGCAGGAGAACUUCUCCGAAGAGUACAUUUCCCUCAAGCUGGACAUUGAAGGCGCUGAGUACGAGGUGCUGAGGAAAAUGACGCUCGACGGCACGCUCUGCCUUCCCGCCGAGCUGAAGCUUGAGGGCCACGCGCGCUUCCGCCCGGACGUGGAGAAGGCGUGCUGCGCCCACAAGGCUCGUGACAGUCGGCCUCUCGUCCCCUACGACAAGUUUGGCUGCUGCGGGCGUCAGAUUGAGCAGAUGAUCAAGCUUGUAUGCCCUGCGACCAUCAUCCAGGCGCAGUUCAACUACUCGUCGCCGUAUAACGGCGACGCCCCCACCGCUGCUGCACGCGCGAGAGCUGAGCUCCGAACGCACCUCCAUGAUGCUGGGGCGCCGAGUUCGCUGCUCGAAGUCCUUCGCCACGGUCGCGCAUGCGAGGUGCACGCUUUCAAGGGGCUCUCGUCGGAAGACACGCACCUUAAAAGCCGUCUGCCCGCGCUAUCAUGGUUGAAAUCGGGGUGCGCACGACCACAGCCGCGCAUCUUUCUACAUUCGACGAUCGCAACCACCGCUGAUCGCUUUGCUCUGCUAGACCACUUCCUAAUGCACUACAGGCAUGAGCUUGGCAUCGCGGCGGAACGCUGCGUGCUCAUCCUGCAGCGGCCGGACCAAUCUUGGAAGGACAGGAAGAAGUGGACCUCGCUCCUCCGCCGGUACGCCAUCGGCUCCUUUCAUGAAUGGGUUGGCGAGUACGACUCUGCCACGAUGAUGAAAUUGCGUAAAGAGUACCUACACCAGCGCGGAGUGCGUGGCGACGAUUGGUUGCUGCACGUGGACAGCGAUAUGCUAAUUGAACUGCCAGCGUGGGCGCCCACGCUCCACCGGUUGAUCGAACGAGCUGUGGUUACCAGCAAUGCGACGGCCAUUUUGGCAUUAUACGUCGACCGUGUUUCCGCAGACGGGUCGAUCCCGUCGUCGAUUGCGCCACCGCCCGCAUCACUCUGGGAGCAGUUCCCGCUCCAGUGCGACGUGUCAGUAAGCAUCAUCAAAGCGGGGCAGGGUCAAAAGGUUGUGCUCUACCGCGGUGACCUCAGCGCCAAUCGGGGGGGCGGACAGAUCAUCGAUGCCGAUGCGCACUACUCCGACAUGCCCCCCCUCCGCGCUCACCAUUUCAAGUUCUUUGGUAACUUGCGUGAGUACCUCGAGAAGCGCAUCGCGCGUUACAAGAGCCUGCAUAUGAAGUGGUGGGAUCAGAGCCAGAGGCUGCUCGACACCCUCAAAAAGCACGCUGGCAUCCCCGUUGUUGGGGUUUGCAACCAGCCCACCCACCAAGCCAAGGCAUCAAGCGCGGCCCCGACUUGGCUUGCGGAUCGCACGGCUCGGGAAUCGGCUUCGGAAUCGCACGCCGCCGCGACGCUCCACCGGAGCGAACCGACAUUCGUGGCGCCUGUCACGCACGGUCCUCACCACCACUUCUUCGGUUACUUCGACAAGUCGCCAUGGUCGGCAGCUGAGUCGCAGAUGCUUGCUAUGCGCUAUCUGCCUAACGCCGCGGGGCUGCGCUCGGAGCCAACAUCGUCAUCGCCCGAGCUUGAGCUCGGCGUCCUCGACCUGCGCAAAGAUGAAUCCACAGCUGCGGGCGGGGAUGCAGUGCCCACCUACCGGUGGCGUAAUCUCAGCCGCACGUCCACGUGGAACUACCAACAGGGUUGCCAACUGCAGUGGCUUGGCCGUGGUACAAAGCAGAUUGAGCACACAGUCAUCUUCAACACACGUAGCGCCAACGCGGUCCAAGCAGUCGUCAUGGACGUUCGCAAGCCGACGGUGGUUGCACGGCUGCCGUCGUCCGUCUACGCCGUCACACCAUGCGGCAGCUACGCCCUCACUCUCGACUAUGCCCGGUUACACAAGGCGCGCCGGGGCUACGGCUAUCCCGGCCUUUCGACCCACACGCUUAACCAGCCGCUGCCAAGCUCUGACGGCAUAUGGCUGGUUCCGAUUCGUCCAAACCUGCCAGCAAAGCAUCCGGCUGCGCUGCCAAACCUCCUCUCGACGCCCGUGCUGGUGUUAUCUACCGCUACUCUUCACGCAGCUCAGCCGAACAAGGCGUGUGCAUCAGGCUACCACUAG
Molecule: messenger RNA, 2484 nt
Organism: Emiliania huxleyi CCMP1516
Lineage: Eukaryota; Haptophyta; Isochrysidales; Noelaerhabdaceae
Exons: 1
Coding region: 1-2484 (827 amino acids)
Source: RefSeq, a predicted model, not a curated record